AUGAAGGAGGCCCAAGACAAGAGGAACAGCCUGCCCCACAGUCUACCCUCCAACCCCCCCACCCUGGUCCCCUCACAGCACUGCCCCUCUCCUCCUACCCUGUCCCAGAGCUCCCCCCUGUCCCUCCAGACCUCCCGGCCCAGGGAGGAGGGUCUCCAGCAGCACCUCAGUGUCAUCCAGUCCACGGGCCUAGCAGCCAGCUCCAAGCCCCUGGCCCUCCUCACCCAACCCCGCAGGGAAACCUCCCCAUCACCCCUCUCUGCCUCUCCAAUCCCCCUCAUCACCUCGCCCAAAGGACGCACCACAUCCUCCCCCCAAGCCGCCCAAGCUACUGCCUUCCUCGCUGCAGCACCUGCCCCUGUCCCUCUGCACUUCCCUGUCCCGCGCCAUACCCCUGUCCUCCUCGCCUCAAACCUUCCCUCUCCUCACGUCGCC
Messenger RNA from Salmo salar (Atlantic salmon), 435 nucleotides. The record is from RefSeq and is a predicted model, not a curated record. NCBI's taxonomy places the organism in Eukaryota, Metazoa, Chordata, Actinopteri, Salmoniformes, Salmonidae.